AUCCGGCUUUCAUCAUCCUUACCGCUUUCGGAUAAUUCGUUCCAUCCAUCACUGGAGAGUUCAUCCACCGCUUGACUGGGGAGGGUGCGCGAAGCCACCGCGUGCGGUCGGUAGAAGGGAGGGAGCACGAGAUUCGAGGACGCGACGAACUGUACGCAAGGUAGAAAGGCGAGGAGGCGGACUGCGGAGCUUGAGACCACGAUCAUGGCGCGCUCUGUGAAUGGUGUUGCGGCUAUGGCGGCCUUGSUUCUGGUCGCGGUUGUGUGUGUUGCGGUCCCCGCACGAGCGCAGCCUCCGUUGGUGACCAUCGACUCUGUCACCUACGCGGGCUCGGGCUGCAACUGGGACAAUACCAACUACGCGUGGUCGAACAACUACAAGGUCCUCACCRUCAUGUUCGGCGGGAUGAUUGCCACGACGGACUCUGGGCUGGCGGGCAAGCGGAAGAACUGCCAGAUCUCGCUGGGCUUGARSUAUCCCRACGGGUUCAGCUUYACGCUGGGGAAGGUGACGGGCCGCGGCUUCGCYGACAUUGGUUACAGCUCCACGGGCACCUAUCAGACGAGCUACUAYAUUUCRGGACARACUGGGACGUCGUACGCGACACGCACGAUCCAGGGCAAGUUCACWGGCAACUACGAGUUCACGGACGUGCUGCCGAGGGUCAUCUGGAGCAACUGCAACAAYGCUCCCAACCUCAACAUCAACUCGGAGGUGCGAGUGGAUGGAAAGAAGGCCGUCAUGACGCUGGACUCCUCGGAUCAGAAAUUCAAGCUCCUGUUCAACAUCGACUGGCUGGCCUGCUGAUGAUGCUGUCACUGCACUCGUCGUGUACGGGUUGUCGUCCGCCGGGCGGAGUCGUUCCGAGGAUCUUCUCUGGCAAGCACAGAGAAGAUGACCGUCCUUCUCGUCUGGUCGAGACUGCGCUUCGUAAUGUUACGUUGUCCUCUAGAGAGUAGCGGGUAGUAGCGAGGGCAGACGGUCCUUGGUUUUUGUCGGAGCAAGCGGGGAUGUGUGCUUCGCGAGCUUAGCAAGGUCGCCGGUUGCUCUGGGUGGUACCACUAGUCAUCAAAUGUAUAUCAUCAAAUGUAUAUCUUUCGUAUGCUUAAGCAACGACUGUUAGCUAAGAUGAUGUCGGGCACGCAUCAGAUCUUUCGGCUAGAACGAAAAAAGUGUAACAAUCGCUCCUCAUCCCGCAGGCAGGCGUCGUACCAAUCUCUCUCUCUCUCUCUCUCUCUCUCUCUCUCUCUCUCUCUCUCUCUCUCUCUCUCUCUCGCAAGCUCGCUAGCUCGUUCGCUCACUGUCUCUCUCGGGAAACGCCUCUCGACCUCUCAGAGGAUAUAUUUGACACCAUGGGCACGACCUUCUUUGCUGUGCUCUUCGACACCGCUGUCUUGAGCAAAUUUAUAUCUAUACCCCGUGUGUUCUCUCUUUUUCAGCCCCACUCUCUCUCUCUCUCUCUCUCUCUCUCUCUCUCUCUCUCUCUCUCUCUCUCUCUCUCUCUCUCUCUCAAUUAAUACUGCCCUCUGUUUUGUGUGAUUUCUGGACUUGCGCCCUGUUUGAAC
Molecule: messenger RNA, 1565 nt
Organism: Chara braunii
Lineage: Eukaryota; Viridiplantae; Streptophyta; Charophyceae; Charales; Characeae
Source: the annotation of a GenBank genome assembly